This is a messenger RNA of Quercus lobata, 1127 nucleotides long. RefSeq names its product cyclase-like protein 2. The record is from RefSeq and is a predicted model, not a curated record. Lineage: Eukaryota; Viridiplantae; Streptophyta; Magnoliopsida; Fagales; Fagaceae. Gene Ontology annotation, molecular function: arylformamidase activity. The coding region runs from base 60 to 839 and encodes 259 amino acids. The transcript is spliced from 7 exons.
AAAAAAAAUCUCUCUCUGUCUCUGCACUCUUGCACUCUCUCAUCAGUCAUCACAAAGCCAUGAUCACCAUGAUGAUGGUCAAGCCCCUUCUCUUCUUACUACUCUGCUCACUACUGCACCCGAUCGCCGCCACCAACGACAACCACCUCGUACCUGAACGCAGAGAAGUGUACGAUAACGGUCGAAUCAUAGAUAUCACUCACAAGUACACUCCUGAAACUCCCUCAGGUGGUGAUUCUGAAAAUGGGGUUGGACAGUUUCUCAGGCUCAGGGACUCCAUGAAGAACGGCUCUCUCUACAAUGGCUCCGAGCUCAGGAACCUCUUCGUUCACGCCGGCACCCACGUCGACGCGCCGGGUCACAUGUUCGAUCACUACUUCGAUGCCGGCUUCGAUAUCGACACGCUUGACUUGGGAGUUCUUAAUGGUCCGGCAUUGUUAGUUGAUGUUCCAAGGGAUAAGAACAUUACUGCUGAAGUUAUGCAGUCUUUAAAUAUCCCCAAGGGAGUACGCCGUGUGCUUUUCAGAACAUUAAAUACUGACAGGAAGCUCAUGUUCAAAAAGGAGUUUGACACAAGCUUUGUAGGAUUUAUGAAGGAUGGGGCAAAAUGGUUGGUGGACAACACUGACAUCAAACUUGUUGGAGUUGAUUACUUAUCUGCUGCUGCUUAUGAUCAUUUGGUCCCAACUCAUCUUGUCUUUCAUGAAGGCAGGGAAGUCAUACUCGUGGAAGGCCUAAAGCUUGAUGACGUCCAACCCGGAAUAUAUUCUGUACAUUGCUUACCCCUUAGGUUGGUUGGUGCCGAGGGAUCACCCAUAAGAUGCAUUCUUAUUAAAUAAUAGUUUUCAUGAAAGAAUGAAAGCCUGGGGAGGUGUUGAGGAGAAAUACCGUGAAGAUAGGUUUUAUUGUGCCUCACUGAAGCAGAAAGAAUAUGCAAUAAAGAAACUCUGAAAGAUAUGUUGGAUAUUUAUUCCUAAUAUUUGGCAUAGGUUAUUAUGAACCAUGUAGAAAUGCUUAAAAACUGUGCGCUUGCAUUGCUCUUUGAUUGUGUAUAAUAUACAGCAUAAUAUACAGAUGUGGUAGAGCAGUACUCACAGGGUAGCCUAACGCUUCCCUUGUAAACUCAA